AUUCGGAUUUUUCUGGCGUUUUCGUUCUACACGAAUGCUCCUUUACUUCUGGAUACACAACCACCGAAAGAAGGAACCAUUCGUUCGAUGGCUUGCAUCCGAUUUAUCUCCAUGGUGUGGGUGGCUGCAGGGCAUAUUCUAGCACAGAGUGCCAUGAACGACCGUUUAUUGCCUGCGCUCACGAUGUGGAAUCCUAUUCUUUCGACUGCCUUCACGAAUGCCUUCUUCUCUGUGGAUACCUUCUUUCUCCUCUCAGGAAUUCUUGUAGCAUACUUAUUCUUCAAAACUAGGCGACCUUCAAAGGUUGUGUGGAAUCCUAUUACCUGGCUGCUAUUUUAUCUCCAUCGUUAUCUGAGGUUGACGCCUCCAAUAAUGAUGUUCAUAGGAUUCUAUACAGUGGUUCUUCCAUUUAUGGUUGGGCCGUGGAUAGCUUUUAAUCCCUUGAAUUUUGGUGUGCACACCGACGAAAAAGUGCAAGUUUGCCAAAAGUACUGGUGGAGAAAUGCGCUUUACAUCAGCAACCUUCUCGGACACGAACACGAAUGCUAUGGAAUCUCGUGGUACCUAGCUGUAGAUACGCAGCUCUAUGUGGCCGCUCCCGUAUUCCUGAUCGCAUUACACAUAUCACCUAUAGUAGGAGCUAUACUACUGUUCUUAUGCUGUGUAGCAAGUGUUGCUUACGUGUAUGUCAUUACCUACCGCUAUGAUCUGCCGGCUUCGGAGCUCGUAGCGUAUGUAUUCUCAAAACACGAACGAGAGUUUUUCAACGAGUACUAUGAGAUGCCAUGGACACGAUGUACUCCUUAUCUCAUUGGACUGGGUGUCGGCUACUUUCUUGCUCGAAAUCGUGGCAGAAGAUUGAGACUCCACCGGGUGAUUAUAGUAGCUGUGUGGAUAAUUGCAACCGUCGUUUCGUUGCUAUCCGUCUUUGGACCGCAUGAUUACAUAAAAGGAGAUCAAGAGUGGAGUAAGUUCGUUCGUGGUACUUACAACAACUUCGCACGAAUCGCGUGGUCGCUCGCAGUGUCGUGGGUGAUUGUUGCGAAUACCUUUGGAUGGGGAGGUCCUAUCGCUGCUUUUAUGGAUCAUCCAUUAUGGCAACCUCUUGGUCGGCUCUCUUAUUGCGCCUACAUUGUCCACUCGUACGUCAUUCUAUACGUCUUUAACCUUGAUGAUCGACCGACUCAUUAUGUCUCCAUUUGGCAAACGUACGUUCACCGAAUCAUACCAGUUGUCGUACUCUCCUACUUGGGGGCAUUUAUAUGGAGUUGUUUAUUUGAAGUACCCAUUGCGAUGUUGGAUAAGAUGCUCUUCGAAGGAAUGACUCCCAAAAGUAAAUCGCGAUCGAGUGAAGCCGUUCCAGCGCCAGCUAGGUCACCUAUAGAAGAGGAAGUUUCCGCAGAGGGUGCUACUUCUUCCAGAGGUCUCGGUCGCUAA
Molecule: messenger RNA, 1437 nt
Organism: Haemonchus placei
Lineage: Eukaryota; Metazoa; Nematoda; Chromadorea; Rhabditida; Trichostrongylidae
Source: the annotation of a GenBank genome assembly